AUGUCACAUAUCCAGCAGGCGGUCGAUAUUGCCAAUUCUUCUACCGCUGGAAAUGAUUUGAAGAAACAAGCACUUGAUUUUUUACAGCAGCUGAAGAGUUCUGAAGAUGCUGUACAGGUGUUUUCACAGUACUUGCAGGAUCCAGUGGCUAGUGAUGUGGGCAGGUUUUUCGCAUUGCAAGUUUUGAGCGAGCAGGCGUUGGAGCUGCCGGCAAAUCAUGAGAAAUUGUAUGCGUUGCAGCAAAGUGCGUUGCAGUUUCUGCGAACACAACUUGAGAACAGCAGUAGUGAUGGAGCCAGGGUUUCAGGAGUAGGUCAAGGUUCUAAGGGAGUGAAAAGUACGCCGCCAGAAUUUGUACGUAAUAAGGUGGCAGAGUUGUUUGCUCAUUUGUUUUAUAACAUGUACGGAGAGGUUAAUAAUAAUAUGUGGUCGAGUUUCUUUGUGGAUUUAAUUCAACUAGUUGGAAUAGCAUCGUUAAGGGAUUCUAAGAGUACCGGUGUUGAGUUCAAUGCGAUUGGAUUGGAUCUUUUCUUUAGAAUAUGUGCAUCUAUCAAUACGGAGAUCGGUGAUCAAGCAUUUGUCAGAUCGAAAGAGGUGCAACUCAAGAAUAACGAGUUGAAGGACUAUAUGCGUGUUCAGGAUGUGGAGUUGUUGAGUAAUAUUUGGUUUUCUGCACUUUUGAAUUGUCAACAGUUGCCCGUACUAGCGUCAUUAGUGCUUCAGUGUGUUGGAUCGUACAUUUCUUGGAUCGAUAUCAACCUCAUAGUUCAACAGUCAUACAUCGGUACUAUCUAUGAAUAUUUGAAAUUCCCACAAACGAAGCUUGCAUGCGGGCAAUGUCUCUGUGAAAUCAUCUCGAAGAAGAUGAAACCUGCGGACAAGUUGCAAUUGCUAAGCAUGCUCAACUUGACCGAUAGAGUAGUGGCGACAGGUUCCGCUGAAGACCUUGACGUUUUGGAACAGAUGGCAAAAUUGACCAAUGGUGUUGCUCUUGAGUUAUCCAUGGUUAUGGAUCAAUGUAAUGACUCACAAGAGUUACAGUCAGUUUCAUCUGCGGCAGAUGAACAAAUCAUUAACGUUGUGUCACCACUGGUCUUGAAAUUUAUGGCCCAUGAAUACGAUUCUGUCACUCAACAGUGUUUCUCAUUCGUUACCAACUAUCUAGCUGUUAUGAAAAAGCUUUUCGCUCUCGGUGGGAAACCGGGUAGUGCCGUUGCAGUGAAUUCGAAGAGAAUCCCUAUUGAUCCAGCUCAUUUGAAUUUCCUCAAAUCGCUAGGUACCGUAUGUGUGCUGAAAAUGAAGAUUGACGAUUCAUGUGAUAGCAUUGACGAUAACGAAGAGAUUGAUGAAUUUGUUGAAAAUAUACGAUCAAAGCUAAAGACUUUCCAGGAUUCCAUCGCAGUGAUCAAUCCAGAAUUAUACUUUGACAUUAUCUCCGAUAAUAUUGAACAGUCAAUUACCGAACAGCAGGAUUGGAGAGUGUUGGAAUUAGCUAUUUACCAGCUUCACAAUUUCGCCGAAUCCAUAAGAAAUAACCUUUUCGGAGUCAAUAAGACAGAAAUAUCCACCUCGAAACCUGCUCAAUUAAUGGAAAAGUAUAUGACAACAUUGUUGAAUCAUCCAACGUUAUUCCAGAUGAACAACCCAUUAGUUCAGAUCUCAUUCUUUGAACUUGUUGUAAGACAUAAUAACUUCAUUCAAGUAGAAAACAAAGACUUAACUUUGCUUAAUAUCUUUUGUACUCCUUUCAGUAUGUUCAGUGGUAACGAACGUGUCAGGUUGAGAACAUGGUAUUUAUUUACAAGGUUGAUCAAAACCUCAAAGCCAAAAUUAUCCACCGAUUUUUUGUCAAUGCUUUUGUCCAAAAUUUCUCCACUUCUUUCCAUAAAGGCAAGUCCUUUGGCACAAGAACUGGAUACUAUUUUCGAUAGCCAACUGUACCUUUUCGAGGGAACUGGUGUACUAAUUGGAGCUAACGUUAACAAUGAGUAUGAAAUUCUAGAUGGUGUUUUAACACCUUUAUUCGCGGAUCUCGAACAAUGUAUUUCGGCUCAGGUGAAAAACCCACAAGUUGUAUUGCAAACUCAUCAUAUUUUAAUGGCUAUCGGUACUGUGGCUCGUGGUGUACAUAGCGGACUAGUUCCUGAUAAUCAAGUCAAUAAUGCCAAGGUCAGUGAGAGAGUUAUUUGUAAGAGCUUGAUUGAGAAAUUUUCCAAUAUUGCCGAGGUCAUCUUGGUUACGUUUUCUUAUUUUAACAAAUUUGAAACCAUAAGAGAUGCAGCCAGAUUCUCUUUCUCUAGAUUAAUCCCUAUCCUAAACAAUCAAAUCAUACCAUUUGCAAGCAGAUUGAUCUCAAUCUUUUUAAACUCCGAUUUGAAACCUUUGGAAAUGGGUGAUUUCAUAGGAUUUUUGGGUCAGAUGAUUCACAUGUUUAAAGAUGACGAUAACUGUUAUCAGCUUUUCAAUAAUUUGUUCACCCCUGUUGUGGAGAAAGUUUUCACUUUGGAAACACAAUUGGAACAAGAAUCAUCUACAUCCUCAGAAUCCAAAUCCUCUAACGGUAAGAAUGUCAUUGUAACGGAUUCCUUCAGAGAAAAGAUCAAUUUGAAAAAAUCGUACUAUGGAUUGUUGGCUACUUUUGUCUCAAAUAACUGUACUUCUCUUCUACUCACAGAGAGCAAUAAAAACAUAUUACCAAGGGUGCUCACCGAUUUGUUAAGCUACACUGCAGAAGAAAUUCACGAGACGUCUACCAUGAAACUGUCAAUUAACGUCCUUGUCAAUUUCAUCAACUUUUUCGGUACUGGCAUCUGCACGGACCCAAAGGAUAGAAACGCUAUCAACGUAAACAAACUCGAUGGGUUAAACGAGUUUUUCAUUACCACCAGUAUCCCGCUACUAUUUGAAAUUCCCUUCAAACCUGAAUACGAAUUCAAUAUCCAAGAUGGUGGCUGCAGAGUUAUCGCAUGUGAUCUCUCCAGAUUACUCAAAGCUCUCUACAACAUCAAUAAUUCUUCAACCAAUAAUAAUAUCAACGAAAAUGCAUGCGUCAAAUAUUUGACCGAAAUCUACUUCCCCCAAAUUCAGUUCCCACAAUCAUUAGUUGUUGAAUUCAUCAAUGCCUUAGGAACUUUGGAUGCAAAACAAUUCGAAAAGUAUUUUGUACAGUUCAUUACAAACAUGAAGCAAUAA
This is a messenger RNA of Kluyveromyces lactis, 3192 nucleotides long. RefSeq names its product Ran GTPase-binding protein LOS1 (gene LOS1). Gene Ontology annotation, molecular function: small GTPase binding; tRNA binding. The record is from RefSeq and is a predicted model, not a curated record. Gene Ontology annotation, biological process: tRNA re-export from nucleus. Bases 1 to 3192 code for a protein of 1063 amino acids. The transcript has a single exon. Gene Ontology annotation, cellular component: nuclear pore; cytoplasm; nuclear matrix. NCBI's taxonomy places the organism in Eukaryota, Fungi, Ascomycota, Saccharomycetes, Saccharomycetales, Saccharomycetaceae.